GCGGGGAGGAGGAGGCGUGACGGGCCAAGAUGGCGGCUGCCGGCGGCCCCGUGGAGGUGGCGCUGGUGUCGGCGGCUGAGGCGGCCUCGUCGUCCGGAGGCGGCUGCUCGGUGUGGGAAGUGGGCUCCGGGGCGUCGGUGGCCGGAUACCGCGGCUUUAGCUGCGCGGCUCGAGGGAUGGCGCUGCUGGGCGGGGAGCACCUGCUCGGGGCGCAGCUGGGCAAGGCCUGUGUGGGCGCCUGGGAGCUCCAGAGGAAGGAUCAGCUCCAGCAGAAGAUAAUCUGCCCAGGCUUGGUGUCUUGCUUGGCUGCAGCUCCCAACGGUCUCUACAUCUUGGCAGGUAUCGCCGAAAGCAUCUACCUCUGGGAGGUGUCUAGCGGGAACCUGCUUGCCAUUCUGAACCGACACUACCAGGAUCUUUCCUGCGUGGCCUUCACAGACGACAGCAGCCACUUCCUCUCCGGAGCGAAGGACAGCCUUGUGAUAGUGUGGAACCUGUACAGCGUGCUGCAGGCCGAGAACUCCCAGAGCCCAGAGCCCCGCCAUGUGUGGUCAAGACACAGCCUUCCCAUCACGGACCUCUGCUGCGGCAUGGGCGGCCCCAUGGCCCGUGCUGCCACAGCCUCCCUAGAUCAGACGGCCAAGCUUUGGGAGAUCUCCUCUGGCGACCUCCUCCUCUCUGUCGUCUUCGACGUGGGCAUCCUGUCAGUGACCCUCGACCUCACAGAAUACCACAUGUUCUGUGGUGGCAUGGACGGCUCCAUCUUCCAAGUCGACCUCUGCGCCUGGCCCGUGCAAAGGGAGAGGGGCUUCCAGACAGAAAGGGAGUCUGCCAAGAUCUUCAAGGGGCAUCGGAACCAGGUGACGUGUCUCUCUGUCUCCACCGACGGAAGCCUGCUCCUGUCUGGCUCGCAUGACGAAACCGUCCGGCUGUGGGACAUCCAGAGCAAGCAGUGUCUGCGCACGGUGAAUUACAAAGGGAUCCGGAGAGAGCAACCUGGAGAAAAAAGAGCGGCUGUACUCGCAGAUGUGUGCGACAAGAGAAAAGAACUUGAUGGGAGACCAGGAGCAGCUGAAGAUCCAAGUGACUCAACUGGAGGAAGAGGUGGGCACCUUGCGCAAGAUCAACAAAGGCCUCUUCGACUUCUCCAGCCGCCUCAUCAUGAAGCAGGGCAAAUAGCGGGGGGACGGGACCUGCUCCUCCGAGCCCAGCCUGGUGGCAGCAGAGUGCUCUCCCCUUGGGACAAGAACCUGGCGGCAGCCACACGCAGCGCCUGGGUGCCAAAACCUCUUCCCUGGUCAGAGGGGCAGGAACGCUGUUCAUACCCUUGCCCGCUGGCAGGAUCAGGCUUCACACAUCCAGAAAUUGGGGGGGGGGCAGAGAUGGUGUAAGUCAGGAUGGUUCCAACAGGACGUUACAAUCAGACAUGGCCGUUCCCCCUCCCUGCUCCUCUUCCUCAAACAAACCAACAGGCCCUUUCCACAUCCUCUCGUUUUGCAAAGGAUUCUGGGCCGCGCCAUACGACCUGUUGCUGCUCCACCGCUGCCUUUGCCGCCAGGGAUUGGUGAUCAGUAGUACGCCUGCUUCCUUUGGGGAGGGGGCAUGCAGGUGGGUUUUGGGGGUUCACCAGCCGUUCUGGCAUUCCGCAACUGGCAGGCAGAUCUCCUGGCCACAGCCAGUCCAGGAGGAGAACAGUCGUCGUCAGCAAAGAGGCCUCGAUUCCUUUUAACACGGUGUUUUUGAGAGCGACAGAGAGCGCCCCCCCCCUUGAAAGCGGGGGAGAGGGGAGAGUCUUGUGUUGCAUCGUUCCUCAGGCUGCAGAAAUGAGGCAUUGGAUUCUGGGCUGGGUAAACCUCUCCAGGUGAUUUGUGCUUCUCAACGCUUUUCUCCCCUCAUUAAAAACAUGCACAAAUCUCCCAAGCGCUCCCUGCUUUAUGAAAGCUAGCCAUUCAGGGGUUAUGCACCCCCCCAAUGCCUUUUUUACAUGUAGGGAGAGAUUUAUUUAUUUACAUUUUAUUGAGCCUGCGCAAAUUAGACCUUCCUGCCAUUGAACUGAACCACUAACAUUCACGCAGCUCCGUCAUGCACGGUGCGCCAGAUCGUAUCCUUAACCCUCCUCUCGUUGGUCAGGACACGCAGCUCCGUAUCCCAAGCUGCUUUUUUUGUACUCUGGUGAAUCUGCUUCUCCUUCCUGUCCUCUCUCUCCCCCUACAACCCUUGUCUUUCUUCAUUUUACUUCCUUUAAAAGAAAUACCUCUGACAAAUCCUUUUCCUUUUAUUUCUUGUUUUUUGUUUUGUACUUUUUUUAAAUAAAGGACUGUUUACCGAAA
Molecule: messenger RNA, 2330 nt
Organism: Podarcis raffonei (Aeolian wall lizard)
Lineage: Eukaryota; Metazoa; Chordata; Lepidosauria; Squamata; Lacertidae
Gene: WDR18
Product: WD repeat domain 18
Exons: 9
Coding region: 30-1391 (453 amino acids)
Biological process (GO): rRNA processing; DNA-templated DNA replication
Cellular component (GO): nuclear pre-replicative complex
Molecular function (GO): protein binding
Source: RefSeq, a predicted model, not a curated record